Rotaria sp. Silwood2 is the source of this 336-nucleotide messenger RNA. The record is from the annotation of a GenBank genome assembly. Lineage: Eukaryota; Metazoa; Rotifera; Eurotatoria; Philodinida; Philodinidae.
AUAAUUCAGAAGUUAAACAUUCAUCAUUUUUGAAAGAAUGUUUUCCAGUAUUUAAAGAGCUUCUUCUUUUUGGUUAUUAAUUGGUGUUAGUAUUAUUUCUUGUUUUAGUCAUUCUCCCUUGGAAUAUUGAUGUUUUUAACACAUUUAGUUGCCUUUGUAAAGAUAGAUUAUGUAUUACGAUGGUUAAUUCCACUUUCUUUUGGUCUAUUAAUAUUUUCUAUAAUAUGUAUUGUAAUAGCAAUAGGUAUUGCAGGUGGAAAAUUAGAUGAAGAUGCAUAUCAUCUUCGUUUUCGUUGGUCUUCUAUUGAAGAUUUUUCUAUAAAUGGUAUUUAUUAA